Dujonia railenensis is the source of this 3474-nucleotide messenger RNA. NCBI's taxonomy places the organism in Eukaryota, Fungi, Ascomycota, Pichiomycetes, Serinales, Debaryomycetaceae. The record is from the annotation of a GenBank genome assembly.
AUGUCUGAUAACUAUCAGGCCGUCAAGUCUGUCAUUUCCAAGUUGAUUAAUGACCAAAUCGAACAGAUUAAAUCCAAAAAGUCCUUAAAACUUAAUAACUACAUUGGAUCAUUCCCUGCCUCGUCUAGUCCACCAUUACUUUCAGAUGUAAUAGAAUGUGUUCACGAAUUUUUGAUAACGUUUCAACCUCCGUUAGAGUUGGAACGACUAUCAUUACAGAGCAACUCAUUGACAUCGUUGCCUUCUAACUUCCCCCUCAUAUACAACAGCAUCAGGUACUUAGACCUUCAUAAUAACCAAUUCACUCAGUUCCCGCCUUUGGUUUGUGAGUUUCAAAACUUGGAAAUUUUAGAUUUAUCGUCCAAUUCUUUAUGGAUUUUGCCACAACAGGGACUUCAAAAGAUGGAUUCGUUAAGGGUCUUGUCGUUGAAAGAAAAUAGAUUCAAGUACUUACCGCCAGUACUUGGUUCAAUGAAAAACUUGAAUUUGAUAGAAGUCUUGGAUAACCCACUAAUCAGGCCGCUGUUGGAUACAGUUAAGGCAUUGCAGAAACAGUACCCUGAACUCGAGUGGGUACAUGAAUUGAAGUCUUAUCUUCUAUCGAAUGCAGCUCUUUUGGAAAAAAAAAUCAGCGAGCUGGUCGAAGCAUAUCAACAGCAUACAUAUAAUAAAAGUGCAGAUGCUCACUUAUUAAGUAUAAAGAAGAACCUGCAAUUACCUCCAGUGCCUACCUCAUCACAUGCUCCUCCUUCCUUAGGUAGAUCCAAUAGUAUUACAGAUACUAGAAGUAAGGCUUCCAAGGCUGCGAGAAGAAUGGGUUUGAUAAUUAAGAAGCCAGAAGAUUCUGCCAAUACUCCAAGUGACCAUCAAACCGAAACAAGAUUAAAAGACCACAAUAUCAACACAGGCUUAUUCAACUCAGUGGACAUAUUAAAUAUAAAUGGUAAUGGUAAUGGCUCAGGAACUCCGGUGAACGAAAGUUCGCAGAACACUGCUUCAACUUCUACACCCACUGCUUCUAAUACAGCACUUUCAAAUGCUUCUACCGGAGGACCACCAUCGUUUUCAAGUACUGCACCCGAAGGCAAAUUUGAAUCAAGUACAACCACUACCCCACCUCCCAAUCAGAAUCCACUGCUAACUUCAUCAUCUCCAGUGACUCCAAGCGGUUCAAAUUUAGCGAGACCGCUGAGUAGAAAUAGAGUCAGAUCGAAUACCCUCAAGGAAAUCGACAAAAUCCUUGAAAAAAAUGAUAUUGUUGAUACUGAACAUAAAUCUGGUGCUUAUUUCAGGAGAUUAUCGACUUUACAAGAAUUACCAGUUAGUGAACUUUCAUCAAGUGCAAAUUCGAGCACUUUAUCUUUAAGACAAGAGAGUGCUACGAAUAACUCGAAAAACAAUGAAGAAUUUCUUCAGCCGAAGCCGCAAGCUACUCAACUGAACCUGCUGACAUAUGUGCAACCUCAACCUAGAUCAACAAGCAUUUCAUCUACUAAAUCUCCUGCAAAUUCUUCUUCUUUCAGUGUGUCGACUAAUUCUCCUGUUACCACAAAUGAUUCCUCUCCAACUAAAUCCCAGCAUCAUGUUCAACAGCAAAUGCUGCAUCAGCACCAACUGUAUUAUCAGAAUCAACAACUGCAGCAACAAUUACAAUAUCAACAGCAACAGCAAAUACUUAGUCAACAACUGCAGCAACAGCUUUUACAACAGCAUCAGCUACAACAGCAACAACAACAACUACAUCCAAGUCGUAAAAAUCAUCAUUCUACAUCUACUUUAAUUAAAGUGUCUAGAAAAGUUUUAUUUUCAUUUAGUGAGUUACAUUCGUCAAUUCGUAGAUUCACUGGAUUUUGCGUUGACAAAAAGAUUACUAUAAAAAUGGUUACAUUAUUGUACACUACAAAAUCAAACAUAGAUUCUCUUGUUGAAAAUCUAGAAUUGAUGGAAGAUAAAGGUGGAAAUGUGGACCAAAUAGUGUUGUCAUUACAACUUUCAAUUUCAUCAUUCAAGCAGAUCAUGAUUUUGUUGACAGAAAACUUUGCAAUAUUUGUAAUGAAAAUUGACAUUUGUUUCAUAAGAAUGCUUUAUUUAACUGUUUAUGGAUCCUUUAAUGAGUUGUUGAAUGCUUAUAGAGUGUUGACUGCAAAUCCAAUGCCAAAUUUUACUGGCAUAAAUCCUAUAUCUGUAUCAGGCUUGUCUGCUUCAUCUUCAAAGCUAGAUAGUGGAAGCAACUCGAGUCAUGUAACAUUAGACCCGAAACAUUCUUAUAGCUCGCAUAAGCCACAUUCUUUGUCAAUCAACACAGUGCUCAGCAAUAUCAGUAAUGGCUCGAGCAGCACUUUGGCCAGUAAUGGAAGUGUUAUGUCCAAGCAUGGUGGUGCUGUAGCUGCCAAUGGCUCAGCGGUUCCAGCGUCGGCAUCCAGCAAUUUGGCAGGCUCAGUUUCCCACUCAAAUUCUACUAACAAUGGUAACAAUGGUACCAUUGCUAACUCCACGGGUGUUAAUUCAAGCAAUGGUAACUCAAAUGGCAACAAUAACGGUAACAAUUCUGGCAGUAAUUCCAACACUCAUAGCACAAAUACUAAUGGUAACAGUGGCAAUGAAGCAGAUUCGAGUGCAACUGAUACGUCAGAAGUUGACGAAAAGUUGUAUAAUGCAAUUGACAUUGCCACUACGAGCGCUCAAGUUGUAUUUGAGGAACUUACGAAGGCAAUUAGCAAGAGUGCGAUUGCUAGUACUAACCUGCUGCUGAUUGGUCCAUCAGUAGCUUCUAAAGUCAAAGAGUUGACAAGCGUUUGCAUUACAUCGAUUGAGGUAUCGAAAAGUUUGAAAACGAAGUUGUUGACUAUUAGAAACAAUCCAUCAUCUACUUCCAAGAGCAUGUUCUGGGAUGAUGUUAAUUUGUUUCUCAAAUCAAUUAUUCAAACAUUCUCUUCAGUUAAGGCUGUCAUGAAAGAUUUACCAAUAUUGAACGAAAUUAGAGCGUCGAUGGCUACAUUGACAAAGGCUACUAAGGAUGUAACGAUUUUAAUAGAGGUUUCAUCAUAUAAAUCAAUGUCUUCAGAAUUUAGCAAUUCUCAACUGACAAGCACUCCAGCGGCAAUUGGAGCCCCACCUUUGUUGAAUUCGAUCCCCAGUGUCUCGAACAUCUUCACGCCAUUAUCAGCAUUUCCUCCACAACAGUUGCCGACUAGAACCCAAUCUCUGAGUAAUUUAGCUCAACAUCAGCAACAGGCUAUUGCUCUACCCUCUGGAAGAACUCCCUUGGCUGCGACGUUGGGACCGGCUGCUCAAGCAAUUAAACCAGCAUUCUCAGCAGAUGGUAUGCCCAUGCUUAGUCCUGGUCUAGUUGGCGGAACUCAUUUGGGUUCUAUGACCGCCCCUCAGACCACUGGUCAAUAUUACGCUAAAAAUGGCAUGAAUCCAUUCGAUGGCUUGAUUGUCGCAAAUAGAGAGAAUGAGGAAAAGAAGUAA